This is a messenger RNA of Vanrija pseudolonga, 2727 nucleotides long. RefSeq names its product Efflux pump terJ. Gene Ontology annotation, molecular function: transmembrane transporter activity. Gene Ontology annotation, biological process: transmembrane transport. Bases 698 to 2623 code for a protein of 641 amino acids. The record is from RefSeq and is a predicted model, not a curated record. The transcript is spliced from 3 exons. Gene Ontology annotation, cellular component: membrane. Lineage: Eukaryota; Fungi; Basidiomycota; Tremellomycetes; Trichosporonales; Trichosporonaceae.
GGCCUGGGGCCGCUGUCUGACUGAGCAGUCUCGCUCCCGUGCCGCCGAAGUUUCGCCGGGCGGUUUUCAGUGGCGCUCCGCGUACGGCGUUGACAACGAGAAAAAGCAACACUCUGAACAACCGCCCGGACAGGCAACCGACCAACCAUCCAAUCCCCCCGGCGAGCUGCUCGGCGCAGAGGCCGGCCCGAGUAUCUCGGCUGGCCUGGCCGCUGGCUGGGAACAUGAGCGACAGACAGACACGUUGGACCGGGCAAAAAACUGCUGCUGGAACGCGGCGGACAGCGCUGUACCGAGCAUCCCUUUUAUGCCGCGAGGAUGUUGACGGAGCGCCCGCCGACUCGCCGAUAUUCUAGACCACCCAGCUGACCUCGCCUCUUGUUCCAGCGCAGAAUCGGUCCUCACCCGGGUUCUCGCCAAGCGCAGCAGUGCCCGUCAGCGUCCACUCCACACACUACCCACCACCCGCUUACUGGAGCCACCCGCGACGACUCGGUCGGGAGACCCACGACCGCAACUCUCACGGCGCCAACCUUCCGAGCCUUACCAAGCGACGUUUGUGGCCAGCUAGCGAGGCUAUACCGAGAAGAGCAGAACAGCGUAUAUACAGUCGCAGCGAGCCAGCCAAGCAGGCCCGAGCACUAGUGGCCACGCCACACACCCUCACCCAAACCCGUCCCCCACAGACCUCCCCGCCAUGCCGCACAACGAGGACGGCGAGCCAUCCACGCUCUCGGAGCGCAUCACCGAGCUCUCACGCAAGGUGUCGGUCGAGGCUGGAGUUGGCCCGAUCGCGCUGUAUGCGAGCCGGAGCCGCUCGGCCUCGAGCUCGUCGGCGAACCGCCCCACCAACGUCCAGUUCACCGAGCCGGCCGACAGUGAGCGCGGCGCAAAGCAGCGCGCGCUGAGCCGUUGCGCCGAGAAGCCGACGCUGCCGCGCAUCGACUCGGAGAAAACGCUCGCGCCGGUCUUCGCCGACGACGACGAUGAGGAGGACACCGAAAGGGCAAAGGAGCCUCCCUCGCCCUCGUCGCCCGUGUCCCAGCUCGAGAUGAAGGCUACCCGCACCACGACGCGCGCAUCAGCGAUGACGGCGCAGAGCGAGAAGUCACGCCCUGCCGUCGACGACGACCAGCGCACAAUCGAGGAGAUUGAGGAGGAAAUCGUCGCCAAGAUGUCCAAGACGCGCAAGAUCCUCCUCGGCUUCGUCAUGAUGAUGAAUGUGUUCAUUGCCUCCAUGAUGUCCAACGGCGUCCUCGUCACCAUCCCCGUCAUGGCGCGCGACCUGGGCGUGUCGCAGCUCGAGGCGCAGUGGGUCGCGUCGGCCUACAACCUCGCGUACGGCUGCGGGCUGCUCUUCGCGGGCCGCAUGGCGGAUAUCUGGGGGCGCAAGCUGCUCUUCAUCUCGGGCCUGAUCGCGUCCAUUGCCUUCUCGUUCAUCUCCGGCGGCAUGCGCCAUACGCUGGCGCUGUGCAUCAUCCGCGCGUUCACCGGGCUCGGGCUGGCAGUCGCCACGCCCGCGGGUUUUGGCAUCAUCGGCGUGACCUUCCGCCAGGAGCCGGGGCGCACCAUCGCGUUCGCCGUCUUCGGGCUGGGUAACCCCAUCGGCGCGAGCGUCGGCGUGCUCGUCGGCGGCGCGGUCGCAGGGAUCAACGCCCACGGGUGGCAGUACUUCCACUUCGUGCUCGGCGGCCUCGCGCUCAUCCCCCUCAUCCUCGGCCUGUUCGUCAUCCCGCGCGACCUCGCCAAGAACCAGGCGACCGACAAGCGCAUCGACUGGCUCGGCGGCUUGCUCAUCACUGCCGCGCUGUGUCUGUUUACUUUCAGCAUCACGCAGAGCGGCAUCGCCCCCAAGGGCUGGGGCACGCCGUACAUCCCCGCGCUGCUCGCGACCUCCAUUGUGCUCUUUGGCCUCUUCGGCCUCUGGGAGCACCACGUCGAGCACCGCCUCUCCCUCCCGCCGAUUGCCAAGCUCUCGCUGUUCACCCGCGACGGGUGGAAGAUCACCAUCGUCAUGCUCUGUGCCUUCUGCCCCUUUGUGGCCGUCGCCGGCUGGGUCUACCUCACCACCCUUUUCUACCAGGAGUACAAGGGCUUCACGGCGCUCAACACGGCCAUCCACACGGUCCCCGCCGCCAUCUGUGGCAUCUUCGCGGCGCUCGCCGUCAUGUGGAUCGUGCCCCGCCUGCGCACGCCCUACGUCCUCGCCCUCGGCGGCUUCCUCUCUGGCAUGGCGUGCAUCAUCUACGCGGUCGAGCCGACCGGCACGCUCUACUGGAAGGCCGAGUUCAUCGCGCUCCUUCUCCUCCCCUUCGGCGCAGACCUCACCGUCGGCAUCGGAUCCAUCCUCAUGUCCAACCUGUGCAACGACAACGAGCAGUCGGUCGGCGGCGCCCUCUUCCAGACCGCCACCCAGAUCGCCGCCGCCAUCGGUAUCUGUGUCUCGUCGCUCGUCACCAACGACGUCGCCACCCGCAAGGGCGACUACUACACUGGCUUGCGCACGUCCUUCUUCAUGUGCUCGGCAUUUGCCUUUGUCGUCGUCGCUCUCGCCUUUGGCUUCAUGCGCAAGUGGCCGCUGGCAAAGCACGUCGGCUUUGCUCGCGAGGAUGCGGCGCACUAGAGAGGGAGGUUGGCAUAACCAUAGACUCAUCAUCACAUCAAUCACGGACACUCAGCAGCAUCAUAGAAUGUAGACGCUUGACUAGGCAGGCGACAAGAUAAUCA